Annulohypoxylon truncatum is the source of this 2714-nucleotide messenger RNA. RefSeq lists its product as uncharacterized. Bases 334 to 2034 code for a protein of 566 amino acids. NCBI's taxonomy places the organism in Eukaryota, Fungi, Ascomycota, Sordariomycetes, Xylariales, Hypoxylaceae. The record is from RefSeq and is a predicted model, not a curated record. The transcript has a single exon. Gene Ontology annotation, cellular component: membrane.
GUAUCAUUUGACGCAUUUUAGUUCCGUCAACCUCACUGUCUGCAUAUCCGACGUGCAUAUGGGAAUAUCUUCGUGUGCUGUUUGCUACACUUGAUCAACUUCUGACGAAUAAGAAAGCCUAACCCUAGUCCCUCUCUGUCCUUGUGCUAUACCAACUAGUAUAGCAACUAGUAUACCAACCUACGUAAGACGGCAUUGCCCUUAUUUUUCUGUACUAUCUUUAGAUGGGAUAGCCUACCACCUUUUAUUCCGCUUCUUUUGGUUGGUCCCUUUUAUUAUCUUCGUAUAACUCUCGCUUUUAACCGUUUAUCUGUUUUUACUUUCCUUCUAUUCAUGUCUACUUCGAGCUCGAACAACAUCCGCCUAUCCAGCAUUCCGGCUCGCCUGAAACCGACAUCGCAGCACUUGAGUUCAAGACCUGAACCGUCACCGCUGCUGUCGGCUAGUUCCUACGGGUCUAGCGUCGAAGAUUACAUCGGUAGCGGCACCGAUACCGUAGGAGGGAGAACGCCUAACUUUGAUAGGCGGUUGUCUUUCGUGCACGAAGACGACGAGGGCUCGGAUAUCAGCCGGCUUCGCAGCCCUCGUAGGUUCGACAUACUUAGCUCCGUAUACGACUCCGAAGACGACCACGACACCAUGCCGGAUAGCAAACGAUCUUCCCUCUUCCGCCCGAAUGACGGCCGCUCCGUCACGCCGCUCCUAAAGAAAUCCGACGACGAAGACCGCGGGAGGCCGCGGUAUAACAACUCGCGGCCGACAUCGCCUCUGGCCCUACCCGUCUCUACGCCGUCCUCCAUCAACAGCAGGCCUACGUUUUCCCGGCAUUCGACGAUGCGGUCUCGAUCACCCGACACCCAGGCGCGCAUGGCCGUGAAGAAGAAGUACACGUACGCCGCUAUAUUCCUCAUAGUCUCGCUAGUAUCGUUCUGCGUUCAGACCGAACUGGGACGGUACGUGCAGCACGAGCUGGGUUGGAACAAGGCGUACUGCAUGCUAUACCUAACCCACGGAUCCUGGGCGCUCUUAUGGCCCGCGCAGCUACUGAUCCUGCGCGUGCAGAAGUGGAACGUGCCGUGGCGGACCUUCUGGCGGAGACACGUAUACCUGCUGCGCUCGACGGCGCAUAUGGUCGCCCAGCAAGAGCUCGAUAUCCCGCGCCACACUAUACAGCGCAGUCCGCUGCCCUACAUCAUCCGGACCACGGCCUUCAUCACGACGGCGCUGACGGUGGCCGGCUUCAGCUGGUAUAUCGCGGUGAACAUGACGAGCCCGAGCGAUCUGACGGCCAUCUACAACUGCUCCGCCUUCUUCGCCUACGCCUUCAGCGUGCCGUUGCUCAACGAGAAGUUGCGGCUGGACAAGUCGCUCGCGGUCUUGAUAGCUAUCGCCGGCGUUUUAGUCGUCGCGUACGGUGACGCGAAGGACCCGGUCGGCGGGGACGAAGGCCUGGACACCGAGGCUAGCACGCGGUUCCUGGGCAACAUGAUCAUCGGCGCGGGAAGCGUGCUCUACGGCCUGUACGAGGUGCUAUACAAGCGCUUCGCGUGCCCGCCGGAAGGCACGUCGGCGACGCGCGGCAUGAUCUUCGCCAACGCGUUCGGGAGCUGCAUCGGCACCUUCACGCUUACGGUCCUAUGGAUCCCCCUGCCGCUCCUGCACGUCCUCGGCUGGGAGACGUUCGAGCUGCCGACGGGCCACGCGGCCUUCUACCUUUUUCUGUCUGUCAUCAUGAACGCGACGUUCGCCGGAAGCUUCCUCGUCUUGAUCUCGCUGACGAGCCCCGUGCUGAGCUCCGUCGCGGCGCUGCUGACUAUUUUUAUCGUCGCGGUCGCCGACUGGCUGAUCACGGGCCAGAGCAUGAGCGCUGCUGCCAUCGCCGGUGGCUGCAUGAUUGUUGUGGCCUUUUUGAUGCUUAGUUGGAGCACGUGGCGCGAAAUGACCGAGGACGCCGAGCGCAAGGCUGCUGUUGAUGUCGCGGGCCCCGUGGACUGGAGUAGCGAGGAUAGUGAUAAGGAUGAUCGGUUGGAUUAGAUGGGGUUGAAGUCCAAUUCAUCCUCUCUUUUAUCCUCUCUACCCCAACUUCUUCCUUCUCUUGCAGUUCCUCGAUUUCCCAGUGUCUUCUUUUUCUUUCCUCAUCGUGUCUUCCUAGUGGGACGAAUGGGAUAGACCGGACUGUAUACAGGGGCAUUUACGGACUCAUUGAUCAUAUCACGGGUUGGCCAAUAGAUGGCCAUGUCAUAUUAGAGCGAUAUUAGACGCUGUGAAUCUUUUCAUUUGUGACAAUGGAUCUAUGAGGAUUCUUAAGCUACUUUAUACAUGCUUGGGACAUCCUACAGGUUGGCGGGAUGUGGAUAUCAUCAUCCUUGAGACCCUUACUACUAGCAUUGCGGGCGCUAUAGAGGCGUAUUGGCUUUGGAAUCGGGGUUAUGAAGGCCGCGAAGCAUCGCUUGCUUACCUCCCUACGCAAAGGGCGCGGCUUUACGCGAGGUGUGUAUAUGUAUUUAUAGGGGUCGGUAUAUUGGCUCGGCAUUAUAGACACCGGCAUGGUGAGUUUAGGGGGCGGGCCAGAGAGAGGGCUUGUAGCAUAGUAGGCUUGGACAGGCAUGGAAGAAAAAUAUUACGGAUUAUUCGAAUUGGGUGGCGCUAGAAAACGUUCACAUUACGAUGAUCUAGAUAGUAUAAAAAAUAAUAAUGACAAUUACUAAGUUUAU